CGUUUAAACGCCCGGAGCCGGCGCGCGCGUGCGCGGUUCGAGGCUUUCGGCGGCUUCUCCGAUCGGCUGUUUGGUGGCAGCUCCCUUCAAAUCAUAACAACCAGGAUCAAUAAAACAUCGGCUUGUGAUCCAGCAUUGACGGGCAGCGAUGGUGAAGGAAACCGCUUAUUAUGAAAUCCUGGGUGUCAAACCCAACGCCCCCUCCGAGGAGAUCAAGAAGGCGUAUCGGAAACUCGCCCUGAAGUAUCACCCCGACAAAAACCCGGACGAGGGGGAAAGGUUCAAGCUUAUAUCACAGGCCUAUGAGGUUUUGUCAGACCCUAAGAAGCGAGACCUAUAUGACCAAGGUGGUGAACAAGCCAUUAAGGAAGGAGGAGUAGGGGGUGGUGGUUUCUCCUCGCCCAUGGACAUCUUCGACAUGUUCUUUGGUGGUGGUGGCAGAAUGCAAAGGGAGAAAAGAGGUAAGGAUGUUGUUCACCAGUUGGCUGUUUCACUUGAAGAUCUUUACAAUGGAGCAACAAGGAAGCUGGCAUUGAAGAAAAAUGUAAUUUGUGACAAAUGUGAUGGUUGUGGAGGUAAGAAAGGAGCUGUGGAAAAAUGUCCAAACUGCAAAGGCAGAGGGAUUGAAAUCCAUGUACAACAAAUUGGACCCGGAAUGGUACAACAGAUUCAGACAAUGUGCUCGGAAUGUCAUGGACAGGGUGAACAGAUUAAUCCAAAAGACCGAUGCAAGAAUUGUAAUGGACGCAAAAUUGUAAAAGAGAGAAAAAUACUAGAAGUUUACGUAGACAAAGGUAUGCAAGAUGGGCAGAAGAUAACAUUCCGUGGAGAGGGCGAUCAGGAACCUGGAUUAGAACCUGGUGACGUUAUCAUUGUACUGGAUCAAAAGGACCAUGACACAUUCCGAAGGCAUGGAAAUGACUUAGUAAUGAAAAUGGAAAUCCUGCUGGUGGAAGCUUUAUGUGGCUUCAAAAGAACAAUAGAAACACUCGACAAAAGGACACUGCUGAUUACUUCAAAACCAGGUGAAGUCAUAAAAGUUGGCAGCCUUAAAUGUGUUCUUAAUGAAGGUAUGCCUAUUUACAGAGAUCCAUUUGAGAAAGGACUGCUGAUUAUUCAAUUCUCAGUGAAGUUUCCACCAUAUGGUUGGAUUCCACCACAAAACUUGGCUGAGUUAGAGGAUCUACUUCCACCACGUCAAGAGGUAAUGAUCACUGACGACAUGGAACCAGUGGAGUUAACAGAAUGCCUCUUGGAAGAGCAACACAGAAGUUAUAGCGGGGAAGUAUAUGAGGAAGAUCAAAAGCCUAGAGGAGGUGUUCAAUGUCAAACAUCCUAAACAAUGUGUGGCUAGUGUUAGAAAAAUAGAUUCUGUAAUGCUUCAAAACUAUUUUAUUAAAAAGCAUUGCAUUGGUUAUCCCCAAAAAAGACUAAUUUCUUAUGCAUCAUAUGACCACAAGGUAGUACUAGUUUCUUUUUUCCUUUGCUUUGGUGGAGAAUACGAACUCCAGUUUUUAUUGUUACCUAAGAAUUUAUAUGUACUGAAACAAUGUACUUUGUCUUCCUUGUCAUUUGCCCAGUGUUUAAUGUAUUUCUGUUCACGUGAUAAUAUGUCAAUAUCUGAAUUGAAUAUGGACAUCAACACAUGGCCAUUCUAUCAAUGUCUAAGUGUACUUCAAUUUGUCAUUUCUGGUAUUGCUUAUAAGUGAGUAAUGUUUUGUUUUUUUGGUCUUCCAAUAUUAAAGUGGGAGUAUGAAAACUAA
This is a messenger RNA of Carcharodon carcharias (great white shark), 1763 nucleotides long. RefSeq names its product dnaJ homolog subfamily A member 4-like. Gene Ontology annotation, cellular component: cytoplasm; cytosol. Lineage: Eukaryota; Metazoa; Chordata; Chondrichthyes; Lamniformes; Lamnidae. The record is from RefSeq and is a predicted model, not a curated record. Gene Ontology annotation, molecular function: Hsp70 protein binding; ATP binding. Gene Ontology annotation, biological process: protein refolding; response to heat. Bases 149 to 1339 code for a protein of 396 amino acids. The transcript is spliced from 8 exons.